UCUUCUCUUCUUCCAGGAGGCUUCGCUGUCCCAGAAAUUAUAUCCAUGUACAGCUGUUUUUUACUUUUAUCUUAAAAGCUAUUGCCAUUUUCAUUAAGGAUGCUGUUCUUUUCCAAAAGGAAGACAUUGAUCACUGCAGCUUCUCUACAACUGAAUGCAAGAUCUCAGUUGUUUUCUGUCACUACUUCAUGAUGACAAACUUCAUGUGGCUGCUAGUAGAGGCCCUUUACCUAAACUGUCUACUACUCUCAUCUCUUUCUCAUGGAAGAAGAUAUUUUUGGUGGCUUGUUCUCUUUGGCUGGGGUUUUCCAACUCUUUUCACCUUUAUAUGGAUAUUAGCAAAAUUCUACUUUGAAGACACAGAAUGCUGGGAUAUUAAUCAAGAUUCUCCAUACUGGUGGCUAAUCAAAGGACCUAUUAUAAUUUCUGUUGGGGUCAAUUUUGUCCUAUUUAUCAACAUCAUCAGAAUUUUGCUGAAAAAACUAGACCCUAGACAAAUCAACUUCAAUAACUCUUCUCAGUACAGACGCCUCUCAAGAUCAACUUUGCUUCUAAUUCCAUUAUUUGGAACCCAUUAUAUUGUCUUUAAUUUUCUUCCGGAAUAUACCAGUCUGGGAGUUCGGCUUUACUUGGAGCUCUGCAUUGGAUCUUUUCAGGGGUUUAUUGUAGCAGUUCUCUACUGUUUCCUGAACCAAGAGGUACAAACGGAAAUUGGACGGAGGUGGCACGGUAAGAGAUAUGGACUUAUGCCAGUGUGGAGGAGGACAAGAUGGACUGUGCCAUCUAGUUCUGGAGUAAAAAUGACCACAUCUGUGUGCUAAAGAUGAUCUC
This is a messenger RNA of Antrostomus carolinensis (chuck-will's-widow), 831 nucleotides long. Its product is annotated as growth hormone-releasing hormone receptor. Gene Ontology annotation, biological process: positive regulation of cell population proliferation; cell surface receptor signaling pathway; adenylate cyclase-activating G protein-coupled receptor signaling pathway. The coding region runs from base 189 to 821 and encodes 210 amino acids. The record is from RefSeq and is a predicted model, not a curated record. Lineage: Eukaryota; Metazoa; Chordata; Aves; Caprimulgiformes; Caprimulgidae. Gene Ontology annotation, cellular component: plasma membrane. Gene Ontology annotation, molecular function: peptide hormone binding; G protein-coupled peptide receptor activity; growth factor binding. The transcript has 8 exons.